Molecule: messenger RNA, 1467 nt
Organism: Trichomonas vaginalis G3
Lineage: Eukaryota; Parabasalia; Trichomonadida; Trichomonadidae
Product: Potassium Channel Kv1.1, Chain A domain-containing protein
Exons: 1
Coding region: 1-1467 (488 amino acids)
Molecular function (GO): protein binding
Source: RefSeq, a predicted model, not a curated record
AUGAGUAUACAAAAUAAGCUUAAUGAGUACAGACUAAACGGGUACUUCAUUGACUAUGAGCUAAAAUGUGGCGAAAAGACCUUUAAAUGCCAUAAAAUUCUUCUUGCAAAAAAUUCCACAUUAUUUAAAGAAAUCUUUUCAAAGAAAUCGGAUGAACAAGUUGAAAUUGCCGACUGCUAUGAAUCGGAGUUUGAAUCCAUAAUGGAAUCGGUUUAUACAAAUAAAUUGGAAUUUACCCAAGAUAACGUUGUCAAAAUCUUGGGAUUUGCACUUGCCUAUGGCUUCAAAUCAAUUACAAAUACAGCACGCACAAAAAUGACCGAAUUUCUCCAGAAAUCGAAAGACAAAGUUCUUGAAUACUCAGAACAGAUGGUUGAAUUCAAUAUAUCAGAUGAAGAAUCAAAUAGAGCCAUCCAAAAGAUUAUUUGUGAUAACUUUGAUAAUUAUGAUAUUGAUUCUUUACUCGAUAAAAUCACAUCAACCUGUUUAUACUUAUUACUCAGCUCAGACAAACUUAAGGUGCGUUCCGAUGAUUAUAGGUUGGCCUUGAUCGACUUAUUCCAUGAGCGUAGACCAAUUACAGACCAAAAAAUCAGAUAUGAUCUGGCAAAUCUCUUUGAUUUCCAUCCAGAAACCAACGAAUCAGCCUACAAAUUCAUCAUUAACCACAAAUGUAUGUGGGCACCUGAAGAAUUAACGAUCAAAUUGUACAGAAUUGCAAUUAAAAACAGAUUACAAAUUGCAAGACAAUAUUCAGAGGCCACGAACACUUUUGCAGAUACCAAAUCACGAUGGAUCGAUUUCCAGUGGUGUUCACAGAUCCAUAAUUCCGAGAUUUCGGAAGAUUCAAUCAAAAUUGAGUUAGUUUCAUUCGCAAGGACCUUUGGAGGCUUCAUAGAUGCAGUAAAUCCACGUACAUUUGGUCUAAUUGGCUGUUCAAGCUCCACUCCCUUUGGUUUCAACAAAAAUAAAAAUUCGGAAUACAAAUGCCAGUUCAGUUCCAGCGGAAUCUUCAUGGACGACAACAGAUACUUCGCUUCUAUGGGUGAUGCAUAUAUAGAAGUUAAUUUUGGAGAAGAUUCUUCGUUCAAAAUCUCAAAAAUUGAAAUUCAGUCACUUCCGAAAUCAGUUGGCGAAUUUAAAUGGAAUAAAUUCCCUCUGAAAUUCGCUGAAAUUAAAAACGAAGAAAAAAUUAAAAAUGAGGAAAAUCAAGUCAAUUUAGAUGAAACAGAAAUAAUGAAAAAGAGACUAGGUGUCCCUGAAUCACUCGAUGUUCUUGUUAAUGACAAAUGCGCUGUUCAAAAUGUUAAAUUUGAAAGAAAUGGUGAAGAAAAGGUUUUUGUUUGGUCCCAUACAUUUGAUGAUGAAACGUCCAAUAAAGUUAGAAUCGCAAUGUCUAAAAACAACAACGCUGGUGGAAAAGUCCUUCGAAUCGGACUUAUUAAAAUUUAUGGACACUUUGUUUGA